This is a messenger RNA of Nymphaea colorata (pocket water lily), 561 nucleotides long. Its product is annotated as pentatricopeptide repeat-containing protein At2g33680-like. The record is from RefSeq and is a predicted model, not a curated record. Lineage: Eukaryota; Viridiplantae; Streptophyta; Magnoliopsida; Nymphaeales; Nymphaeaceae. Gene Ontology annotation, molecular function: protein binding; RNA binding. Gene Ontology annotation, biological process: RNA modification. The transcript is spliced from 2 exons. Bases 1 to 561 code for a protein of 186 amino acids.
AUGAUUGCUGGAUUUGCAUAUCAUGGCCAGCAAGAAAAGGCAUUUGAACUAGUCAGAAAAAUGCAGUCUGAAGAACUGAACCUUGAUGUAUUCACUCUGUCAGCUCUCCUCACUGCUUGUUCUUUUCUUCCUUCAGAGUAUUCAAUAGGAUGCCAUAAAGGGAUCACUUCUCUUGGUCUUCUCUUGUUGCAAUUUGAUGAGAUGCUAAAGGAUGGAUUGAAAAUAGAUAGUUUUGUUGUCUCAUCUCUUCUUGGGGUGCUCUCAAAUCUCAUGUACUUGGAACUGGGCAAGCAAUUUCAUGCUCAAACCAUAAAAACAGGCCUGGAGUUCGACCUUACUAUAGGUAGCUCUUUGGUUACAAUGUACUCAAAAUGUGGUAACACAGGAGAUUCAGAUUCUCAAAAAGUAUUUGAUCUUUUAUGUGCAACAAAUGUUGUGUCUUGGACUGCCAAGAUUGCAGGCUACGCUCAAAAUGGACAAGGUCUUGAGGCUCUUCAAACAUUUGAGCAGAUGCUAGGGAAAGAUAUUGAACCAGAUGCUAUGACUUUUGUUGGGGUUUAG